AUGGAAGGGGGGAAAGAAAGAAAAAAAAGGCCCGGUCCGUUUCCACGGAUGCGUAAGGCUGGGCUUGGGAUCGGCGCGUCGGACGACGCGGGGAGACUGCGCGAGGUCACGUGUAUGGGCGGUCAGCUGGAGGAAAGUUUGUGGUUUGCUAAUGUUUUCUUUCGGGGCAUGCUUUCCCUUCCUUGGAGGCACUCUGUACUUCGUGAAACUAUGGGGAUGAACGGCCCAUUCUUGGAAGAGCGACGGGUGGAUGCCUGCGUUAAGCUGUUUGAUAUCGGACUGCAACAGAUUGAUAUUCCUAUAUCUUCGCUGUGUCCCGUGUUGCACGUACUCUUAGGUUCAAAAGGCUGUGUCUCAGGAGCUAGCCUGGCCACUCCUUUUGCCAAACCAACCGACGUUGCCAACGCCGAUGAUGUAGUUGCUGAGAACAUUGGCACUGCAACCGUCAACAACCCUAAUGAGGCCUUCGACGAUGUCGACGGUAACGGCAUGUCCGCAGCUUCCACGGAUGUCGAGAAAGAGUUGAACCCUGCAAGUGCCAUCCUGAUUGACUGGCCUCGGUCUCAGAAAAUGGGGAAGGAUCCUGGAAUAGUGAUGGCAGUAAUUGUGAUAGGGGAUCAUCCCGCCGGUAGGACAUUCCGGGUUUGGUCUGCGCCUGGGCUCGCUUAUUACUCUGGGCCAUCUCCACCGGCGCCUAAGAAAGUCCAACAUACCCGUUCGCGUGGAUGCGGUGUGGGUGGAAUGGCAGAUAUCGUAACGGGUGUUCGGUGUGAAUAUCCCACGGAGUGA
Aspergillus niger is the source of this 789-nucleotide messenger RNA. RefSeq lists its product as uncharacterized. The coding region runs from base 1 to 789 and encodes 262 amino acids. The transcript is spliced from 9 exons. Lineage: Eukaryota; Fungi; Ascomycota; Eurotiomycetes; Eurotiales; Aspergillaceae. The record is from RefSeq and is a predicted model, not a curated record.